GCCGAGAGACAUUCAGUCCUGCAUCGGUGCACUGCCUUCUUUUAAAGACCGAUCCAAUCCGAAUCCGGCCUAUGUACCUCCGUAAUCUGAUGGUUAAGAAUCUUCAGAAGAAGUGAUGGCUUUCUGUCUUGCUGGAUGGCACAAAGUUAAAACGAGAGCGAUUCAAAACACUUGCAUCGCGAUGCGAUCCGGACAGACAACUUCUUGGGGGAAAUGGAAACUUGAUGGAUAGUGGCAUAUUUGGAUAUGAUGGUAUGCAAUGUCUAGAGUAGUUGCAAGUUGUAGGUGCAAGUUUUCCAGGUUUCCAGAUGGAUGCUCUGGGCAUCCAUCGAUCGAUUUCUACCCCUGUCAGCCCGGUUUGAUGCUGGGAACUGCGCACAGGAUGCCUGCAGUCCUCCGUAGCCCAAGAAAUCGGACGAGUCCGAACAUCUUUUUUUCUGAGACACCCCAGACACCCACGCCCGGCGCCCACACACGCCCAGUACUGCUUCCACAGUUGGGUUCGCAACACUCGUUUGCUGGCUGUCGGGUUCGUUGCUUAGUUUAUGUUAUUCUGUUCCUUGUGAAUCCGUUCCUGCCAGUUUCGCACACCGUCUUCACUCGUUUUGGCGGUUUGCUGCAGUCGUUGCUUCCACAUCAUCCCUUCGUCACUGUCGCAAUUCCUAAUUUUCGGAAAGGGGCACAGUAAGGGGAAGCGGGCGCCGUGUCUCUAUUCCCCCCGUUGCCGCCGCGACGAGCUGCAUCUUGGGAGCAAGCCCACACCGAUUUGUCCGAACAACGCUCGCUCUCACGCCCCUCUCUCUGCACGUUUUCCGGCCGACCUGCAGCGUUUUUGUU
Molecule: messenger RNA, 837 nt
Organism: Canariomyces notabilis
Lineage: Eukaryota; Fungi; Ascomycota; Sordariomycetes; Sordariales; Chaetomiaceae
Exons: 1
Coding region: 260-688 (142 amino acids)
Source: RefSeq, a predicted model, not a curated record